GCCCUUUGGGACUCUGGGCUUUUGCAGAUCCAGUUCGCCCAAGCCUGAUUCCCCUCCCCCCCGCACCGGGGGCCACGUUGCGCUCCGGCCACUAUUUGGGAAACUCCCCGGCCAACCGGAAGCCCGGGGGCCGGCGUGGCCUUUGCAAACUCUCGGCUCCCCCCAGCCACUUCCUCCCUUCCGCCGCCCUCGGCUAGGGCAGGGCUGGCCGCGCACCGGGGGGGGCGCGCAAAAGCACCACGAUCCCAACCGCGGAGGGGCUUUCGGAUCGCUCCUCGGCCGGGCUAGAGUGAAGAUCUUCAUUCGGAGCCUCGGUAGGUUUUGCCCCGUGAAUUCCGACUGCCUUCCUUCCGCGACUCAGGGAGCCCCUCUCGCCAGGACAAUGUAUUGGCAGCUACUGACCUGGAUGCUUCUGGCAUCAUCGUUGGCUGGCGCCGUGGAAAUCCAAGUCCCCGACGACCCGGUGGUCACCCUCUUCGGUCACGACGCCACCUUGCGCUGCUCCUUCGCUCCCGACGGCAACUUCAGCCUGGCCGACCUCAGCCUCAUCUGGCAGCUGACGGACACCAAGCGCCUGGUGCACAAAUACGCCGACGGGCGGGACCAGCUGGCCAACCAGGGGAGGAGCUACGCCAACCGCACCGCCCUCUUCUACGACCAGCUGCCCGGGGGCAACGUCUCCCUCCUCCUGCGCCGCGUGCAGAUCGCGGACGAGGGGAGCUUCACCUGCUUUGUCCGAGUCCGUGACUAUAGCAGCGCGGCGGUGGCUCUUCAGGUGGCAGCUGUCUACUCCAAGCCCAACUUGAGCCUGGAGCCCAACAAGAACUUGAAGCCGGGAGACCCGGUCACCGUGACGUGCCACGCCUUUCGGGAUUACCCGAAGCCCGCACUGAUGCUGUGGCCGGGGCGGCGGGGAGCAACACCUCGCGGGAGAGCGAUCACCACCCACCGCCAGGUGGCCAACGAGGAGGGCCUCUUCGACGUGCAGAGCGUCCUCCAGGUGGUGCUGGAGCCACAGAGCACCUACAGCUGCCUGGUGAAGAACCCGCUGUUGGACCAGGAGACCCACACGUCCAUCACGGUCACAGCCCAACACCUCGUGUUUCCAGCUGUAGCUCUCUGGGUGAGUGUGGGACUGGCCGUCUGCCUCCUCGCCCUGUUGGGCGCCUUGGCCUACGUGUGUCAGAAGAAAAUCCGCCAGAGUUGCAAAGAAGAGAGAGAGAAUGCCGGAAUCGAAGAACAAGAGGAUGGAGAAGGGCCCAAGACAGCUCUGCAGCCUCUGAAGAACUUGGAAAUCAAAGAAGACAUGGGGGAAGAAAUCGACUGACCUGGACGGAAGGAGAUGCGCGAACCACGCUCUGGAGUUCACAGACUGUGUCCCCUUCGGGCCCGUCUUCGUUGAUGGAAUGGGGAAGCCGGGGGGCAAAACCAGGAACGCCGUCUGCAGCCUGGUACCAUUUGGCUGCA
Molecule: messenger RNA, 1467 nt
Organism: Sphaerodactylus townsendi
Lineage: Eukaryota; Metazoa; Chordata; Lepidosauria; Squamata; Sphaerodactylidae
Gene: CD276
Product: CD276 molecule
Source: RefSeq, a predicted model, not a curated record